This is a messenger RNA of Mesorhabditis spiculigera, 981 nucleotides long. Lineage: Eukaryota; Metazoa; Nematoda; Chromadorea; Rhabditida; Rhabditidae. The record is from the annotation of a GenBank genome assembly.
AUGAAGAGUAGAUGGCUUGCUUGUCAUGGCGGAGUAACUUUUUCGAAGCCCGACGGCCUGGCGGGCCGAUGUGCGGAAGCCGUACGUGGGGCGAACGACGCUGUUCAGGCGGUGACGAGACUCGAGCAAGACGGUUCCUUCAAUUGUGGUCUCGGCUCGAACUUAACGAUCGACGGACGGGUCGAGUGCGAAGCGGGAAUCAUGUAUUCCGAUGGGCGCUUCGGCGGCGUGGCUGCAGUUGAAGAGCUCGCAACGCCGAUACUUUUAGCCGCUGCUCUCGCCAACAACCACGCCUCCAUUCAUGGGCUCGUUGCACCAAAUUUCCUAGCUGGGGCCAGGACGGCUGAAUAUGCUAAAAUCUCAGGGAUCACUCUCUGGAAGCCGGAGGAGCUGAUCAAUCAAAGGCGCCGUGAAUCGUGGGUCAGGGCAAAGCGGAAAUUGGGCGCUGCUACUCAAGGUGUCACAUUAGAAGGUUCCCUGGAUACCGUCGGGGCUGUGGAACUAUCGAUCUCCGGUCCAGGGGUCGCAUGUGCUUCGAGUGGUGGCAUCCUGCUAAAGCAACCUGGCCGUGUAGGGCACUGCCCAGUUUGGGGAGCUGGCGUAUGGUGUGAGCAAGGUCCGUCAACAAGUGUGGCUGUCGCAUUAUCCGGGCUGGGCGAGGCGAUCGUCAAAACGAGAAUGGCCAGCGGGAUUGCUGACGCUUUACUCUCGAUGGAAGAUGACGAUCUGCCAACCGAAACAAUUUCCCGGUGGAUCGACCGACACUUUACAAAUUCCAAAUGGUUAGCACAAAUCGAAGAGGACCGCAGAAUCGCGGGCGGAAUAAUCCUGCUCAAAAAGAAGGAAGACCCUCCCGAAUUGCUCGUCUUCCACAACUCGCCCCAUCUCCCCGUCGCCUACACAAAUUCGCGGGGGAAAGUGAAAACGGUGCACAGCCAAAACGAUAACCCCUCCGCGUUUACAUUCUCGUCUGUGAUUUUG